CUUAAAUGGAAUUGAUGAAGAACUUUGGAAUUGUAUCGAUGGAACAGUGCAAGCUCCUGCUAAUGUUCAACCAAUUGGUCCAUCUGCUGCAUCUGCUGAAGUUGCUGAUCAAGAAAAACGGUUGAAGAAUAAUGAAAAGAGGUGCAUGAGGGAACUAAGAGGUGCUCUUCCUAUUGUGGUUUAUAAUUACAUUUGUAGUUGUAAAACAACAAAGGAGAUCUGGAACACUCUAAAAGAGAAGUAUCAAGGUAGCGAAAAGACGAAGAUCAAUUCUGUGAAGCAAUGUCUAGUUGAACUGAAAGAAUUCAGACGAAAGGAUGUUGAAACUCUUGAAAAUUACUAUGAUUGUCUGAAUGAGCUCAUGUUUCAUUGCAAUAGGUAUGGAAUCACUAGGUCUCUCAUGGAGUUCAAUUUAACUUUCAUUUUGGGUCUUCGCAAGGAAUGGCGAAGUGUGAGCAUGAUGAUUAAGAAUCAACAGAGUUUUGAUACAACUCAUUUGAAUGAUCUCUACAAUCAGCUGAAAACACAUGAAAUUGAAGUUUCAGAAAUGUAUGAAGAAUCAAAACAGAGUAUUGGAGGUCCUUUGGCUCUAGUUUCAAAGGUAUCUGAAGUUGAUGUGAAUGAAAAAGAUGAUUCAGAUAAUUAAUGAUUUUUGAUGAAUUCAGAUGAUGAAGCUGUGGCAUUCUACUCAAACAAUAGAGUUAAGAAAUUUUUCAAGAAGCCAUUUAAUCCAAAAGGAAAGGCUACUGAUGCGAAGAGUGGAGUCACAAAAACUGGAGGAUAGGAGAGGAAGAAAUUGGAGAAAGCUGAAGAGAAACAAAAAGAUGCAAAAGAAGUGAAGAAGCUGAAAGGUGACUCAGGAAUUUACUGUCACUACUGCAAUGGUGCGAAUCACUUCGCAGCCGAUUGCAUGUUGUGAAAGAAAGAAGAAAAGAAAGAAAAAGUUAAAGAUGAAGCAUACUAUUCUGAAAAGAUUGAAGAGAUACGUGCUAAGACCAAAGGAGUGUCUCUGGUUGCGAAAGGUGAAACCGAUGAUGAAGAGAGUGGUACGUAUCAGAUCUGGUCUUCAGGAUUUGAUGACGAGGAAAUGAGGCAUCCUACACAUGGAGCCAUGUUCGCAAGUUUUGAAGAUUGCGAAGAGGAAAUUUCAGGGAGGUGCUUCGUAUCCAAAUCCACGGACAAAUCACCCAUGACCACCAAUCUCAAAAAUUAAAUAUGUAACUAGGAGAGACACGAAGAUAAUUAGAAAUAAAAAGAAGCAGAGUAGACAAACUUGAAAUGCAGAUAAAAAAUGUAGAUUGUGAUAGGAAUAAUCUUACAAAUGAUGUUAGGUUGUUGCUAGCACAAAGGAACAUAUAUUGUAAUUCUGCCAAACGAUUGUAUGCAAAAUUAACUGCUUUACAUCAUUCUUCUGACAUUAGCAAAGAACAACAUAGGAAACUUUUACC
This is a messenger RNA of Lactuca sativa (garden lettuce), 1448 nucleotides long. NCBI's taxonomy places the organism in Eukaryota, Viridiplantae, Streptophyta, Magnoliopsida, Asterales, Asteraceae. The record is from RefSeq and is a predicted model, not a curated record.